CUCGUCUACCGCACUUCGGGCUGCGGUAUUUCAACUGGGAAUCGAAUCAUCUCAAUCUUGCAGUCCAAAUCAUUUCGAGCAUAUUUCAGGUUAUGGGGUUGGGGGAUGCCCUGAAGAAAUGGAAGGCUGGCCACUUGAGUGCAUACACAGUAUUCAUGAUGAUAGCUAUUGGAGUGGUCGGUGUUGGGAUGAUGUCGUCGACGACUGCUGUGGGCAUCAAUUGGAUCAGAAUUCUUGCAGCUAAUCUGGCACGAGCAACAUCCACAGUAGCAGUUGUUCUUCUCCUCAUAGCUCUGUCGGAGCCCAUUGGCUACGGAUGGGGGAUUGGCUUCAGCACCUUCAUUGCAAUCUGCAUGAUCAUCAUUUGGGUAUGGGGUGACCCUUUGGUCUUUGAUACACUGGGAGGUUGGGCUGGCAGGAUCAAGACCUGGUGCGGUGCAAGGUGGGGGAGCCUGAAGCUGGGAGUGAGCGCGAGCUGGGAUAGCACAAAGCAGAAGAGCCAGCAGAAAGUGAACGCAGCAUUGGACAGCAUCAAGCAGAGAAUGAAUGCAGUUCCGCCUCAUCAGCAGCCGCCGCGAGCACAGCCAUAAGCGGUCGGUGCUUGAUUCUGUAGGAAGUAGUAGUAGCAGUAGAAAGCAAUAGUAACCAAGUGUUUAGAUGCUCUGGAGUCGGUCUGGAGGGUGCUGAGGUGCAAGCACGCUGACUGAAUACUGCGUCCGGGAUGAUAUGGUUGGCUGAGUACGUGAUGUUUUGGAACGUGCUCCCUUGGUUCUCUGCUCCCCGUUUGUCUUGUGUUCGUGUGGUUCUGACUUCUGAUGUUCUGUCCUGUUUUCGUCGUGUC
Messenger RNA from Panicum hallii, 841 nucleotides. RefSeq lists its product as uncharacterized. The transcript is spliced from 2 exons. The record is from RefSeq and is a predicted model, not a curated record. The coding region runs from base 93 to 590 and encodes 165 amino acids. Lineage: Eukaryota; Viridiplantae; Streptophyta; Magnoliopsida; Poales; Poaceae.